UCUUCUUCUUCUUCUUCUUCUUCUUCUUCUUCUUCUUCUUCUUCUUCUUCUUCUUCUUCUUCUUCUUCUUCUUCUUCUUCUUCUUCUUCUUCUUCUUCUUCUUCUUCUUCUUCUUCUUCUUCUUCUUCUUCUUCUUCUUCUUCUUCUUCUUCUUCUUCUUCUUCUUCUUCUUCUUCUUCUUCUUCUUCUUCUUCUUCUUCUUCUUCUUCUUCUUCUUCUUCUUCUUCUUCUUCUUCUUCUUCUUCUUCUUCUUCUUCUUCUUCUUCUUCUUCUUCUUCUUCUUCUUCUUCUUCUUCUUCUUCUUCUUCUUCUUCUUCUUCUUCUUCUUCUUCUUCUUCUUCUUCUUCUUCUUCUUCUUCUUCUUCUUCUUCUUCUUCUUCUUCUUCUUCUUCUUCUUCUUCUUCUUCUUCUUCUUCUUCUUCUUCUUCUUCUUCUUCUUCUUCUUCUUCUUCUUCUUCUUCUUCUUCUUCUUCUUCUUCUUCUUCUUCUUCUUCUUCUUCUUCUUCUUCUUCUUCUUCUUCUUCUUCUUCUUCUUCUUCUUCUUCUUCUUCUUCUUCUUCUUCUUCUUCUUCUUCUUCUUCUUCUUCUUCUUCUUCUUCUUCUUCUUCUUCUUCUUCUUCUUCUUCUUCUUCUUCUUCUUCUUCUUCUUCUUCUUCUUCUUCUUCUUCUUCUUCUUCUUCUUCUUCUUCUUCUUCUGCUGCUGCUGCUGCUGCUGCUUCUGCUUCUGCUUCUGCUUCUUCUGCUUCUUCUGCUUCUGCUUCUGCUUCUUCUCCUUCUUCUUCUGCUGCUGCUGCUCCUUCUUCUUCUUCUUCUUUUUCUUACAGGUACAUAUUUUCUUUUCCCCGGGCAAAAAUCAAUGUUGUGUGUGUGUGUGUCAGUCCAUUUGGAAGUUGCAAGCUCGGCGAUCUGAUGCGGUCGGUUCCGCCAUUAGCACCAUCACUGCCGGGCCGGCGGGCAGUGAUCACCGCGGAGUGUGGCACAGGCGCCGUAACCCGCAUGGAAACCCAGUAA
This is a messenger RNA of Scylla paramamosain (green mud crab), 1011 nucleotides long. RefSeq lists its product as uncharacterized. NCBI's taxonomy places the organism in Eukaryota, Metazoa, Arthropoda, Malacostraca, Decapoda, Portunidae. The annotation marks the transcript as partial. The record is from RefSeq and is a predicted model, not a curated record. The transcript is spliced from 3 exons.